This is a messenger RNA of Phytophthora infestans T30-4, 765 nucleotides long. RefSeq lists its product as uncharacterized. NCBI's taxonomy places the organism in Eukaryota, Oomycota, Peronosporomycetes, Peronosporales, Peronosporaceae. The transcript is spliced from 2 exons. The record is from RefSeq and is a predicted model, not a curated record. Bases 1 to 765 code for a protein of 254 amino acids.
AUGAAGACUGUUGAGGAGCUGUUGGAUUUUUGCUUCCUGCACGCUGAGCAGUUGGCAACUUGCAGUCUCCUUUGCGCUGCCAAGUUACACGCACUGGCGGUGCGGACCCAGAGAAGCCCAGCGAGGCUCGCGGAGGACGACGAGGUGCUGGUGAGACUGCGGUGGUCGUUUCUGCUUAAGCCAGUGCUGUUCAAACCGCUGUUACAGCAUGCCGUCGCAUUGAAGACUAUGUCACGCAAAAUCAUGACAUGGAAUAGUGAAGAGCUGGGACGCCUUGUGGGGCUGGUCGAUGUUACCGAUCGGGUGGCGGUCUUGGAGGAGAUGCGUGCUAGCAGAGACGAGUUGGAGCGUGGAUUCAGGGCUGGCGUCGAGCACAUUCAUAGCUCGGCGUCAACAUCGAAGAAGCAGUCAGCCUUGGAAACUCUUGUGGCCGAAUACCUCAAAUCACUUUCAGACGAGAAGAGAAAGUCACUGAUGGCAGAGCUCGAACGAGACCUGGACGAGGCACCUCCCCACUUGUUUCCGUCCGUCUUCCUGUUCUUCGGAUUAAUUUUCAAAGCGAUGACCUUGUUUUCGGUCCCUGAAGAGCAGGAGCAGGACCAAGUCGUAGAAGCAGUUAGCAUCCUCUGCGCGCUCUUUGACCGACGCAGCCACGACCCCAGUAGCUACCUGGAUGUUCUGAGUCUGCUGAACAAAGUCAAUCUGUCCAAGAUUCUUCCUCCGCGCACAAUGCGCCAAGUUUCAAUCCGGCUCGGCGCCUACUAA